AGCAAACAUAUGUGCAACUAUUACCUCAAACAGAGAUUUCGAUCAAGUAGAGAUCAUACUGGCUCAGCUUAAUUUUAGUUCGUAUCACUUCAGAGAGAUGCCAAGAAAAGAAAAGCAUGAAAUGAGCAGGUUUAACUUUCUUCCCUGUCUUCUCAUUGGUUUGACUGUUGAGAUGUUCAUUGUUGAGCUGCAAUACACACAAGAAGAUACGAAUCAUCAUUGAUGCCAUGAUCGAACGAGGUGAAAAGCUAAACAAAGAGAAACACUGAACAAGCGCGACACUGCAACACUCUCUGUGCCCUUUGACUCUCGUUUAAAUGUACAUAUCUCAUGAGCAGACUUUUCUUUGUUCACCUUCUCUGUUUGGUUUGACAUUUGAGAUUCUCAUUGCAAAUUGCAAUGAUUACUCUACGUCUCAAGUCUCGACCAUCUUUGAUACCCUGAACAGCAAAGUGAAGAAGUGCAACGCAAACCUUUUGAUACUCAUCUUCUGCCAAAAGUAAACUCGGCAUACUUUUGUUGCCAUUCUAGUCCAGUUUUAUGUGUACUGUCUUCCUUUUCUUUCCAUGGUUUGGCUAUAAAGAUACUCACUGCAAAUUGAAAAGCACAUUAUUCUAUCUGAAUCACCAUUGAUGCCAUGAGUGACAAAGUGAAAAAUUAAGGAAGAAGAAACUCAGUAAAAGCAUAGCACUGCAAUAUUUUAUAGCCAUCUGCUGCCAAAAGGAGAUAUUUUAUGCGCAUACUUUAAUAGGUCACUCAGCUCUUGGUUUAGUGUGAAGGUUUCUUCCACUGCUUUUGGCUUCUUCUGGAGCCUUCAAGCUUACUAGGUCCUCCAACUCUGCUGCUUGGGUCAUUGUAACAGGAGAACCAUCACCUGAACUCAAGAGUCCCAGAAGAAAAAAAAUAGAAGAUCAAGAGGAAAGUAAAGAUGAACUGAAACUGAAGAGGCAAUGCCACCCUGUACGACUCCAAAUACUACUGAACUUGUGAUGAUCAUGGAUGUGGAGAGUAUUCUUCACAUGAAGGAAGGGCUGGGUGAGACAAGCUAUUCCCAAAAUUCUUCCCUUCAGAAGAAGAGUACGGAGGCCAUGAAGCAUUUCAUAAUAGACUCAGCAUUAGCUGCCUAUGCCUUUAAGACACCAGAAAUCUUCACAAUUGCUGAUCUUGGUUGCUCCUCAGGGAUAAAUUCUCUAUAUCUAGCUGAAGAAAUUAUCAAGGCCAUUCAUGAGAGAUCUCGGCAGUUAGAGAGGCUGGCACCAGAGUUUCUGGUGUUCCUUAAUGACCUUCCAACCAAUGACUUCAAUGCCAUGUUUCUGAGCUUUCCAGAGUUCAAUAUGAAGUUCAAAGCAGGCAUUGAGUUGCAAGGGGGCAGUGCUCCAUCUGUAUAUUUAGCUGGGAUUCCUGGGUCUUUCUAUAGCAGGCUUUUUCCAGGCAAUAGUCUUGAUUUCAUCUACUCUUGCUAUAGCUUGCACUGGCUUUCCCAGGUUCCUUUGGGGCUUCUUGACAGUGAUUGCAAGCCAAUUAAUAAGGGGAACAUGUACAUAUCUAACACAAGCCCCCCUGCUGUUUCUUUAGCAUACUUCAAGCAGUUCCAGAAAGAUUUCAGCCUCUUUCUUAAGUCAAGAUCUGUAGAGCUACAUUUCGAGGGACGAAUCGUCAUUUUGAUGUUGGGAAGAAGAACUGAAGAUCACAGUGAUAAGUGCACAACAGUUUUAUGGGAACUUUUAGACCAGUCACUGGAAAUUAUGGUCUCACAAGAGAUAAUUGAUGAAGAGAAGGUUGACGCAUACAAUGUUCCAUUUUAUGCUCCAUCAGCGAAGGAGAUCAAGGACGAAGUACACAGAGAAGGAUCAUUUGUGAUCGACUGUAUACAAGCUUAUGAGCUGAGCACAAGCACAGGAGAUCCUAAGGAGGAUGCGAGAAUCAUAUCGAUGGCCAUUAGAGCCAUACAAGAAUCAAUGAUCAGCCACCACUUUGGAGAGGCAAUUAUAGACACUUUGUUCCAAAUUUACAGUGGACUGCUCAGUGAAUUCAUGGUUAAAGAAGAAAUAAAAAGUUCUCACCUACUGGUGGCAUAUGGAGUUUUCAAUAUUGCGCUAUGCAGAAAGAACAUGGAAAGGGAGGACCAUACUAAAAAUUAUGAGGAGAAAGAAGCCGAAAGAGAACCAAAACAAGGUUGGAGGAGCUAUCUUAGCUCUUCCUUUAUUCUGAGAAAAGGUAAUGCUAGUUGAACUGGCACACUCCAGCUUUGGCU
Messenger RNA from Musa acuminata subsp. malaccensis (wild Malaysian banana), 2254 nucleotides. RefSeq names its product probable methyltransferase TCM_000336. Lineage: Eukaryota; Viridiplantae; Streptophyta; Magnoliopsida; Zingiberales; Musaceae. Gene Ontology annotation, biological process: methylation. Gene Ontology annotation, molecular function: S-adenosylmethionine-dependent methyltransferase activity. The record is from RefSeq and is a predicted model, not a curated record.